Messenger RNA from Oikopleura dioica, 783 nucleotides. The record is from the annotation of a GenBank genome assembly. NCBI's taxonomy places the organism in Eukaryota, Metazoa, Chordata, Appendicularia, Copelata, Oikopleuridae.
AUGAUGGAUAUAAAGAGAUUUACUCCACAUGCCGUUGCGGCUCUUGGGGCCGCAAGCUUCGUGUUUGCUCUUUCCGCGGUCUCUAGCGAGGCUUGGUGGAAUUCCGAAAAAGGCAGUCACGGAAUCUGGUCAGUGAAGAUCUCCGACGAAAAGAAAGCAAUUUCUAUCGGGGAGUACGAAGGAUACAAGGGACUAGAGGCAGUUCGUGGCUUUCAACUGACAAACGUGCUCAUUUUACUGGCAGCUACUGUUUUCUCGCUGCUCAAGGCAUUCAAGGGCGAUCAAAGCCGAGCUAGUGGCAUUGGAAGCGCUUUCAUUACAUCUUUCACUUUUUCAGUUUUUACGGUGGGCGCAAUAAGUUCGAUCGACCCGAUCAAGUACUUGGGCGAAGAUUUUUCUUAUGGAACAAGAAAGGAAAUAGCGGAGCAUCUUUUCACACCAACGAUUUUCUUUACAUUCUUCUUGCCACCCAUUAUGCUCGAAGCUGGCUACUUUCUUCCCAAAAAGGAUUUUUUGGAAAAUAUUGGAACAAUUUUGACUUUCGCUGUUGCUGGAACAAUUUUCAACGCCAUCGCCAUUGGAUUCACCCUCUACGCCGCAUUUGUCUUAGGAUGGAUGCCCGGACUAGACGACGAAGAAGGAGAUCUUGGGGCACGUGAGUUUCUACUUUUCGGCUCGAUCAUGAGUGCUGUCGAUCCAGUUACAGUGAUUGCUGUAUUUAACGAAAUCCACGUGCACGCGGUUCUUUACGAGAGGGUCAACGAUCUGUCUGAUAUUUGCUAG